AUGUCAGGGUAUGAGCAUUUCAGAAGAAUAGCCGAGGAUCCCCAGUCAGUCGAGCAGCACCUCGAGGCUGCCGCUGAAGACAGCCGAAAUAGCCACGACGACCCCGACCCCGACGCCAAAAGCCUGAUGCGAUUCCUAGUAGAAGCAGCAGCAGAGGGCUCAAUAGAGAGAUACCGACUCAUCUGGCCAGAUCUCAUUAAAGACGCCGAGGCGAAUUCAAAUAGGGAUUACAACGACCCCAAGCCCCGUAGAGGGGAACGAGCAAUGCUGGUAUGGGCGUGUCAGUGCGCGGUUGAGGCUUCCUUUGCUGUGGCGCUGGUCAGGGGGUUUGACAAAAUUGUACAGCACGUCCUGUAUCAUUUCAAGAAUCCGUUCUAUGGGUGGAAGCCUGGAAAGACUGCGUCCGCACUCGGGGCAGAGGACUUUCGUUCCAAGACUCCGAGCAUGCUCUUGCGCCAUGCCGCUGCAUAUGCCGGGAAGGACCUGGUUGCGCACAUCCUAAGGGAUGAAGACUGCGUCAAACCCAAAGAGCUCGAGGCGGCGAUCUGCGCUGCAGCCCGCGCGGAUCGCUUGGAUACAGUUGAGAUGAUUGUCGCACAUCUCAUGACCUUGGAGAGGGGGGAGCCGCGGUGCCUCUGGGGGUCGGUGAAGCUGGGUCGGUAUGCCACAUUGGACGAACAGCGUUUGGAAGUUGUGGGAAUGUCCUUCAGCAUGUGGCCGUCAAAGACGAUGGUUCAGGGCCAACGGAUUCUUCUGGGGCUGUUCUUCCAGUUGGUCCAUGCGGUCUAUAUCGCGACGCCAGACUGUGAGGAUGUAAUAGCGAUUAAACGUGCACUUGACGAGGAAUGGGCCCUUUUACUUUCGAGGGACCAGUGCUUUAAGAUUUUGGAUAUAGGCAUGCCUCCUAAAAUCAAGGCUUCUAUCUUCAAGAAUCUGAGAAUCAUUGACCGGGUGAUGCCACCAGACUCAAUCCUGAUUAAGACGGACGGAGAGCCGUUUGUCGCCCAGAGGGAUCUUCUUUGCUACUGGUCCAGGUACUUUGCUGGCUUGUCUCGACAUGCCUGGGUUGAUGGUGCGGCGGUGGACUUUGGAUAUCAUAUUCAUCCGGUUGUCAUGACAUCAGUUCUUAACUUUAUGGGGAGUAUGUGGAUGUGGAAUGCGCUGACAAGCACGAAUUCGUCACGCAACUCUGGGAGGCGGCGGAUUACCUCCAAAUUGACUUGCUUAAGGAGAAAGUUGGGCUCUUACUUGAUCAGUUCGAGGAGGAGGAGGAGGAGGAGGAGGAGGAGGAGAAGGAGCUGUGAAUACAGCCAUGAAUAUAAUUGUACAAUUGCGUGUCUUCCCUAA
Molecule: messenger RNA, 1347 nt
Organism: Aspergillus versicolor CBS 583.65
Lineage: Eukaryota; Fungi; Ascomycota; Eurotiomycetes; Eurotiales; Aspergillaceae
Exons: 1
Coding region: 1-1347 (448 amino acids)
Source: RefSeq, a predicted model, not a curated record